Ctenocephalides felis (cat flea) is the source of this 324-nucleotide messenger RNA. RefSeq names its product dynein light chain 4, axonemal. The transcript has 3 exons. Gene Ontology annotation, molecular function: dynein intermediate chain binding; dynein light intermediate chain binding. Gene Ontology annotation, cellular component: dynein complex. Lineage: Eukaryota; Metazoa; Arthropoda; Insecta; Siphonaptera; Pulicidae. The record is from RefSeq and is a predicted model, not a curated record. Gene Ontology annotation, biological process: microtubule-based process. The coding region runs from base 1 to 324 and encodes 107 amino acids.
AUGGCAGAAGAAGAAGCAGGAGCUCCAAAAGCCGAAACUGAAAAAAGAGUGGUUCAUACUUAUCCCUUAGUUAAGUUCUCAGAUAUGAGUGAUGAGAUGAAAUCAGAAUCUGUUGAAUUGGCGGUUACGGCUUGCGAAAAGUUUGCAGCUAAUAAUGAGGCGGCUGCCAGGAUGGUAAAAGAAGCCAUGGACAAGAAAUUCGGUCCAAGUUGGCACGUGGUGGUGGGCGAAGGAUUUGGAUUCGAGGUCUCCUAUCAGACCCAAAAUUUGAUGUAUAUGUACAACGGUGGCACUGUUGGCGUUUGCAUAUGGAAAUGUACAUGA